AUGGCGUGCGCUGAAAGAAAGGAGCCGGGAUGUCGCCAGUUUCAUCCGAGUUGUAACGAAAGUCGUAGACGUGAAAACAGCGCCAUUUCUGACGGCGUCCAUGAUACGCGAUGCUACCGCAGCGGAUUCCAGAGCUGGAGCUCGGGUCGGCAGCGGGAGGAAAAUAACCGCUCCCCUUUCGCCGCUCCGCGGUACUUCAGCCGGCAGGUUGUGCUGGAGAAGUAA
Molecule: messenger RNA, 225 nt
Organism: Knipowitschia caucasica
Lineage: Eukaryota; Metazoa; Chordata; Actinopteri; Gobiiformes; Gobiidae
Source: the annotation of a GenBank genome assembly